UGGGUUGAAAGUCAUUUUCUUCCAAUUCACAGACGUGACAGUGCUUUCAGUCACCAUGAGGAGCUCUGUGGUGUUUUGCCUGGCUGUCAGCUUUGCCAUGUUUGGAUUUGGCCACUCACUGGAGUGUUACUCCUGCCCUGACGGCUCCUCCAGCAGCUGUGAAGUCAAACUGGAAUGUAACCAAGGUGAAGACUCCUGCCUCAAACUCACCAGUGGAGAAAAGACUUACACUGGAUGUAUAAGGUAUACAGACUGUGACUUCAUGACUCUUGCUCCCAGAUACUCCCUCCCUGACUUCACCUUCUCCUGCUGUCAGUCUGAACUCUGCAAUGGCCAAGAAUUAAGUUUCUUGGAAAAAUUAAAAAAAAUGUUUGGUUAAGAAAUCAAAAAUAAGAAAAUACAGUGGAAUUCUUGAUCCACAUUUGUAGCACUAAAUUACAGUUUAUGCUGCAAAACAUAGUUAAACACUCAACAAUAAAGUCUUGGAUCCAUGAAA
Molecule: messenger RNA, 496 nt
Organism: Toxotes jaculatrix (banded archerfish)
Lineage: Eukaryota; Metazoa; Chordata; Actinopteri; Toxotidae
Product: CD59 glycoprotein-like
Exons: 4
Coding region: 56-379 (107 amino acids)
Source: RefSeq, a predicted model, not a curated record